AUGGCGAACCCUCCUCCUAGGGCGACGACAAAAGUGAUCAUCGUCGGCGGCGCAGGCACCAUAGGAUCCUCGACGGCCCUCCACCUGCUCCGGGCCGGUUACUCGCCCGCCAACCUCACAGUCCUCGACGUCUAUCCUUUUCCCUCGUCCCAAUCUGCCGGCAACGACCUCAACAAGAUCAUGGGCAUCCGCGUCUCGAGCAAGGCCGAGGUGCGCCUGAGCAAGGAAGCUGCUGAUAUGUGGAGCCAUGAUGACCUCUUCAAGCCCUUCUUUCACAAGACUGGCAGGAUGGACUGUGAAGUUUCCGAAGAGGGUGUAGCAGCGCUGUGGCGCGAGUAUCAAACUCUCAUCGACGUAGGGGUGGGAGAGACGCAUGAGUGGCUGGAUACUGAAGACAAGCUCCUCGAGAAAGCCCCGUUGUUGCCUCGAGAUAAUAUCAAGGGAUGGAAAGCUCUCUACAGCCAUGAUGGGGGCUGGCUGGCCGCUGCAAAAGCAAUCAACGCAAUCGGCGAGUUCUGUCGAGACCAAGGCGUUCAGUUUGGCUUUGGCGGUGCCGGCUCCUUCAAGAGACCGCUCUUUGGCAGUGAGGACCCAAACACCUGUAUCGGGGUCGAGACGGAGGACGGGACGCAGUACUUUGGCGACAAGGUCGUCAUCGCAGCCGGGGCAUGGAGUCCAACCCUGAUCGACCUAGAAGACCAGUGCUGCUCCAAGGCCUGGGUGUAUGCACAUAUCCAGCUCACCCCCGAGGAAGCCCUCGAAUACAAGGGCGUGCCGGUCGUGUACCACAGCGACAUCGGUUUCUUCUUCGAGCCCAACGAAAACGGCGUCAUCAAAGUCUGCGAUGAAUUCCCGGGCUACACCAGGUACAAGAUGCACCAGCCGUACGGCGCCGAGUCACCCGUGCCGGUGUCUGUCCCGCGGUCGCACGCAAAGCACCCGACGGACACGUACCCCGACGCGUCCGAGGUGACGAUACGCAAGGCCAUCUCGACAUAUCUUCCGCGGUUCGAGGGGAAGAAGCUGUUCAACAGGGCGCUCUGUUGGUGUACUGACACGGCAGAUUCCUCUCUGUUGAUAUGUGAGCAUCCCAAGUGGAAGAACCUCAUACUCGCAACAGGAGACAGCGGACACACUUUUAAAUUGCUGCCAAGCAUAGGCAAACAUGUUGUGGAGCUGAUAGAGGACAACCUGGCAGAGGACUUGGCUCGUGAAUGGCGUUGGCGGCCAGGCUCGGGCGAUGCUCGCAAGUCCACUCGUGCAGCUCCUGCCAAGGACCUUGCAGAUAUGCCUGGAUGGAAUCACGAUGAUGGGAACUCUAAUUCAUGA
Cryphonectria parasitica EP155 is the source of this 1329-nucleotide messenger RNA. Its product is annotated as FAD dependent oxidoreductase. The transcript has 6 exons. The coding region runs from base 1 to 1329 and encodes 442 amino acids. Lineage: Eukaryota; Fungi; Ascomycota; Sordariomycetes; Diaporthales; Cryphonectriaceae. Gene Ontology annotation, molecular function: sarcosine oxidase activity; flavin adenine dinucleotide binding; saccharopine oxidase activity. The record is from RefSeq and is a predicted model, not a curated record.